CGUCAAACUUCCACCUGAAGCAAGGAACAUAACGACUUUGACCCAUUAGCAGGGUUUAGGUAGGGUUUAAGCCGUCGCCCCCUAAAGCAAAAAUUCUGAAAAAUCUAAAGAAACUACACAAAUUCAUCAUCCGUUAAUCUCCGUUCUAAACCAUCAAGAAUCCAAUGAUCCUGCUGAAAAUUUGAACAAAUUUCGAUUGGUUGAAAGUUUUUUCUGCUUAAUCAAUGGAAGCUCGAGUUGGGGGGGACGGCGCCGCCGCCACAAGGAACAUAGUCCAGCACCAGUCGCGGGCUGCGGGGGCGUCCCCUCAGCAGCCUCUAUCGCCCCAGAUUGGCACCGUGCCGCAACUCUUCGCCGGCGGGGUUGCCGGAGCUUUCAGCAAGACCUGCACGGCCCCACUAGCUCGGCUCACCAUUCUGUUUCAGGUUCAGGGCAUGCACUCAGAUGUUGCAGUCAUGAGCAAGCCCUGUAUCUGGCGCGAGGCAUUGCGUGUGGUCAACGAAGAAGGUUUUCGAGCCUUUUGGAAAGGAAAUUUGGUCACAGUGACUCACCGGCUUCCAUAUUCCUCAGUCAAUUUUUAUGCCUAUGAACAGUAUAAGAGGAUUCUAAAAUCGAUCCCCGGCCUUGAUGGGCAAGAAAAAAAUGCAGGUUCGGAUGUUUUUGUGCACUUUGUGGGCGGUGGAUUGGCCGGAAUAACUGCUGCCUCUGCUACUUACCCGUUGGACCUUAUCAGGACACGUCUUGCAGCACAGAGAAAUGCGAUAUACUAUAAGGGCAUAAGUCAUGCUCUUCGUACCAUAUGCAGAGAUGAAGGUUUUCUUGGCUUAUAUAAAGGAAUGGGGGCUACAUUACUGGGUGUUGGUCCCAGCAUUGCUAUAAGCUUUUCAGUAUACGAGAGUUUGAGAUACAAUUGGCAUUCUCGAAGGCCCCACGACUCUACUGUCUUGGUCAGCCUCGGAUGUGGCAGUCUUUCGGGCAUUGCAUCAUCAACAGUAACUUUCCCAUUGGACCUCGUGAGGCGAAGAAUGCAAUUAGAGGGUGUGGCUGGCCAAGCCCGAGUGUACAAUGUGGGCUUGCUCGGGACUUUUGGGCAGAUUAUUCGAGCAGAAGGCUUUCGUGGACUGUAUAGAGGGAUUAUGCCGGAAUAUUGUAAGGUUGUUCCAACUGUCGGGAUUGUUUUCGUGACCUACGAAACACUAAAGAAGCUACUCUCGAACGGGGCUUUGAGUUAGCUUUGCUCGUAUUAUCCUCGAGCAAGUAUUUAUGGAUUGUGAGUAAGAAAAAUGCCAAUUGUUAGAGGUUUUAUGUAUAUGGUGGCCAGAAAUAGGUUUUCUGGGGUGGAAAAAAGAAUUAGGAACAAAUUUUCAUUGUAUUUUCAGGAUUUAGGGAUGUCCUUAUUGAUAGAUCUAACAUCAUGAAGUUUUGUUCCUUCCUAAACUUUUUUUUUUUUAAUGUAACUCAUUGCUUUNAUUCAU
Molecule: messenger RNA, 1475 nt
Organism: Striga asiatica
Lineage: Eukaryota; Viridiplantae; Streptophyta; Magnoliopsida; Lamiales; Orobanchaceae
Source: the annotation of a GenBank genome assembly